GUCGGCGCGGACGUCGCGGCGAUUCUGGAGCGGGACCCGGCGGCGAUGACGCAUUUGCAGUGCGUGGCCUACUUCAAGGGCUUCCACGCGAUCCAGGCCCAGCGCUGCGCCCACGCCUACUGGCGCCGGGGGGGCUUCGAGAACGACCACGUGUCGUUCGCGCUCCAGGACCGCGUCAACGAGCUCUUCGCCGUCGACGCGCACCCGGGGGCGACGAUCGGCGGCGGCUGCUUCAUGGACCACGCGACGAACGUCGUGAUCGGGGAGACGGCGGAGAUUGGGAGGGACUGCACGAUCUUGCACGGCGUCACGCUCGGCGGCGCGGGCCGCGCGCGCGCGAAGCGCCACCCGACCGUGGGCGACCGCGUGACCAUCGGCGCGGGGGCGACGAUCAUCGGGCCCAUCACCGUCGGCGACGACGCGACCGUCGCCGCCCAGGCCGUCGUCUCCGUGGACGUGCCGCCGGGCGCGACCGUCGUC
Molecule: messenger RNA, 480 nt
Organism: Aureococcus anophagefferens
Lineage: Eukaryota; Pelagophyceae; Pelagomonadales; Pelagomonadaceae
Exons: 1
Cellular component (GO): cytoplasm; cytosol
Molecular function (GO): L-serine O-acetyltransferase activity
Source: RefSeq, a predicted model, not a curated record